AUUGUCUCAAAUUGCAUGUUUUUGUUCUUUCAGUCACCAAUGACAAAAACCAAGAAGUUAAUUGGAGAUGAAGGGAUCAUUUUCAGGAACAUGUUUGCCACCAGUCCAUUAUGUUGUCCGAGUCGAUCCAGCAUUCUCACUGGAAACUAUGUCCACAACCAUGGUGCUGUCAAUAAUAGCGUGGACGGGAACUGCAGUAGCCCCAUCUGGCAGAAGCAGUCAGAGACGAGGGCCUUUAUCACAUAUCUCAAAAAACAGAAAUACACCACUUUUUUUGCAGGGAAGUAUCUAAAUCAGUAUGGCAAGCUUGAGACAGGGGGCCCGGAACAUAUACCACCUGGCUGGGACUGGUGGAAUGGGCUGGUUGGUAACUCCAGAUAUUACAAUUAUCACCUGUCUGUGAAUGGAACAGUAGAGAACCAUAGGGACAACUACCAGAUUGACUACUUCACCGACAUCAUUAACAGAAGAGCAGAGGAAUUCCUUCAACUGCAGUCACCUGAUUCAGUACCCUUCUUCAUGAUGCUGUCCACCCCAGCCUGCCAUGGACCCUUUACCCCAGCCCCCCAGUACAGUAACAGCUUUAAUGACAUCAAGGCACCAAGGAAUGGAAGCUUUAAUGUGUAUGGGAAGGACAAGCACUGGUUGAUAAGGCAGGCCAAGUCUCCUAUGUCUGCUCAUGUCAUUGCUACCAUAGAUAAGGUUUUUAGGCACAGAUGGCGCACCUUGCUGUCAGUGGACGAUAUGGUUGAGAAUGUGAUCAACUUGUUAACUCAGCGAAAACUGCUGGACAAUACCUACGUGUUUUAUUCCUCCGACAAUGGCUAUCAUCUCAGUCAGUUUUCUUUGCCACUAGACAAACGGCAACUGUAUGAGUUUGAUGUGCGAGUACCACUGAUGGUCAGAGGACCAGGCAUCAAGGCUGGUCAGCUCAGAGAGGAAAUCAUUCUAAACAUCGACUUUGCGCCAACAUUUAUAGCUCUGUCUGCCCAGACUGCCCCAUCACAAAUGGAUGGCAUGUCUUUCCACAACCUUCUAGCGCGGAAUGCCACAAUUCCAGCCUCCAGUUGGCGAGAGAGUUUUGUGAUUGAACACCAGGGGGAGUACACACAGAUAAUUCCUAAUUGCCCUCAAUAUGAUUACAUGAACCUGGCUCACUGCAACGCCCAUUGUGUGUGUGAGGAUGCCAAGAACAACACAUACAGCUGUGUAAGGACGCUCUCAGCAGACACCAACUACAUGUAUUGUGUGUUUGAGGACACUGAGAAUUUUGAAGAAUUUUAUGACCUGAAUAAAGACCCCGACCAGCUUUCCAAUGCCAUCCAAACUGUGGGUAAAUCAGUACUAAUGGACCAGAGAAAGAAGUUAAUGGAGCUGUCUGUCUGUCAGGGACCCUCUUGUCACAAGAUAUGACCACCCCACAAACUUGUAAAUCGAGGUCAUCGAGCCUGAUUUGAUUUUUAAAUCAUAACAAAUUUCAGUAUGUCUGCUUUUUGAAAUUUAUAUGUUUACAAAAAAUAU
Molecule: messenger RNA, 1521 nt
Organism: Lingula anatina
Lineage: Eukaryota; Metazoa; Brachiopoda; Lingulata; Lingulida; Lingulidae
Product: N-acetylglucosamine-6-sulfatase-like
Biological process (GO): glycosaminoglycan metabolic process
Molecular function (GO): glycosaminoglycan binding; N-acetylglucosamine-6-sulfatase activity
Source: RefSeq, a predicted model, not a curated record